This is a messenger RNA of Synchiropus splendidus (mandarinfish), 4408 nucleotides long. RefSeq names its product hyperpolarization activated cyclic nucleotide-gated potassium channel 2b (gene hcn2b). Gene Ontology annotation, biological process: transmembrane transport; potassium ion transport. Lineage: Eukaryota; Metazoa; Chordata; Actinopteri; Syngnathiformes; Callionymidae. Gene Ontology annotation, molecular function: voltage-gated potassium channel activity. The transcript is spliced from 8 exons. Bases 27 to 2780 code for a protein of 917 amino acids. Gene Ontology annotation, cellular component: membrane. The record is from RefSeq and is a predicted model, not a curated record.
GCGCGGAAACUGAGAGAGUCAUCGGCAUGAUAUGCAACAAAAACGGAGACUGUAGAAGAGACCCGACCAGCUCCGGGAGUCUCUCCUCGCUCAUCCCCCGGCAGGUGGAUGGAGGGGUAGCGGCUGAGGACGGCAGGUGUCCAACCAUGGACGGAACCGCCCCGGGGUCCCUGAGCCAGGGCUCCGAGGUCAAGACCGUGGAGGAGAGGAAGGACCCCAGAGUUUCCUUCUCGAACCCUGCGAGUCACAAAGGGCAGACUCCGAGUCAGCACUCAAGGACUUCGGUCACUUUCAGCAAGGCGGAGGAGAUGGCGGCGGACGAUGGCGAGUCCCGGGGGAAUCAAACCUACAUGCAGCGGCAGUUCAGCGCCAUGCUCCAGCCUGGGGUCAACAAAUUCUCCCUGCGCAUGUUCGGCAGCCAGAAGGCGGUGGAGAAGGAGCAGGAGCGGGUCAAGUCUGCCGGGAACUGGAUCAUCCAUCCUUACAGUGACUUCAGGUUCUACUGGGACUUCUCUAUGCUCAUGUUUAUGGUGGGCAACCUCAUCAUCAUCCCAGUGGGCAUCACCUUCUUCAAGGAUGAGACCACCACACCCUGGAUCAUCUUCAACGUGGUGUCGGACACCUUCUUCCUCAUGGACCUGGUGCUGAACUUCAGAACUGGCAUCGUGUUUGAAGACAACACCGAGAUCAUCUUGGACCCCAAAAAGAUCAAGAUGAAAUACUUGAAGAGCUGGUUCGUGGUGGACUUCGUCUCGUCCAUACCCGUGGAUUAUUUCUUCCUCAUCGUGGAGAAAGGGAUCGACUCGGAGGUGUACAAGACAGCACGGGCGCUGCGCAUAGUCCGCUUCACCAAAAUCCUCAGCCUGCUGCGCCUGCUCAGGUUGUCCCGACUGAUCCGCUACAUCCACCAGUGGGAGGAGAUCUUCCACAUGACCUAUGACCUGGCCAGUGCUGUGAUGAGAAUCUUCAACCUGAUCGGAAUGAUGCUGCUUCUGUGUCACUGGGAUGGCUGCCUGCAGUUCCUAGUCCCCAUGUUGCAGGACUUCCCAUCGGAUUGCUGGGUGUCCCUCAACAAGAUGGUGAACGACUCGUGGAGUGAGCUCUAUUCCUUCGCCCUGUUCAAGGCCAUGAGUCACAUGCUGUGCAUCGGUUAUGGAAGACAAGCCCCCGAGAGCAUGUCGGACAUCUGGCUGACCAUGCUCAGUAUGAUUGUGGGCGCCACCUGCUAUGCCAUGUUCAUUGGGCACGCCACCGCACUCAUCCAGUCUCUGGACUCAUCCAGGCGCCAGUAUCAGGAGAAGUACAAGCAAGUGGAGCAGUACAUGUCGUUCCACAAACUUCCUGCAGACUUCCGCCAGAAAAUCCACGACUACUACGAACACAGAUACCAGGGCAAGAUGUUUGAUGAGGAGAACAUCCUGGAGGAGCUUAAUGAGCCUUUGCGAGAGGAAAUCGUCAACUUCAACUGCCGCAAACUGGUGGCCUCCAUGCCGCUGUUCGCCAACGCCGACCCGAACUUUGUGACAGCCAUGUUGACCAAGCUGAGGUUCGAGGUCUUCCAGCCGCUCGACUACAUCAUCCGAGAGGGAACCAUCGGCAAGAAGAUGUACUUCAUCCAGCACGGCGUGGUGAGCGUCCUGACCAAAGGAAACAUCAGCAUGAAGUUGAUGGACGGCUCCUACUUUGGAGAGAUCUGUCUGCUGACCCGUGGCAGGCGGACAGCCAGUGUGCGAGCAGACACCUACUGUCGCCUCUACUCCCUCUCUGUGGAUAAUUUUAAUGAAGUGCUGGAGGAGUACCCAAUGAUGAGGAGGGCCUUUGAGACCGUUGCCAUCGACAGGUUGGACAGAAUAGGCAAGAAGAACUCCAUCCUGAUGCACAAAGUUCAGCACGAUCUGAACUCCGGGGUCUUUAACAACCGUGAGAACGAGAUGAUCCAGGAGAUUGUGAAAUACGACAGAGAAAUGGUCCAGCAGGUUGACGUUCCUCGACCACGUGCCAUGUCCAUGACACCGUCUCUGCACAGUGGGAUCUACACACCGUCAGGUUCCUCAGCGCAGCUGCCAAACUCUGCCAUUGCCACGCUGCAGCAGGCCGUGGCCAUGAGUCUCUGUUCCUCCAUGCAAGGGAACCCUGUAGGAUCCGGAACUCUUCAGUCUCCAAGGAUGGUGAGAAAGUUCCAGAUGAUGCAAACAAUGUCAAGCCAGGCCUCUCCACUGCAGUCACAGCUUCUUGCUUCAGGUGCAAUUGCACCACUUAUUUCCAGCCCCUCUGUCCAGAGUCCACUUGCAGCGGGAGGUCGAUCCUUCCAGUAUGGCUCCAGUGGUCCCACCUCUGGAUCCCAGCUCUCUCUAGCCCAGCAGCAGUUGUCAAGCCCAGCACAUCGACCCAGCUCACACAAAAGCACACAUUCUCUGUACAUGGGAAGUCUGAGCCAAGACGCCCGAGCGCUGUCAGCCUCUCAGCCCUCACUGCCUCACGAUGGCCUACAGCCUGCCGCCCCCAGUCCUCCCAACUCCACACGAGUUUCCUCCACCUCCAUCGGACCUCCCCAGACUGGACAGACCGUUGUCCGCACUGCGGUACCUCACAGGGUGGCGUUGCCCCACCAGAUGUCUGUCGGAGCCUUUCCCGAGCCAGCCUUGCCCAUUCAGGGUUUUGCGGGGUUGGCAGUAGGGGGAGCUGUUCCUGACUCUCGGUUACCUAAGAAGGACUCCAUUGUGAGCCUUCCAGAGACAGACCAGAUCAGAAUAAGAUCCAGGCUAUCCUCAAACUUGUGAGAGGGACUGGACUGCAGACACUUUGCAGAGUUUUCUCUCCGGACGUUCUCUUUACGAAGUUUUGUUUGACUAUUCGAAUGUAGGAAAGGUAGAUGCAGUUGGACCUGGAUUCUGAGACAAUAGCUUUGCAGAUGCCCUGUUCAUGAGUCAUGAUGUUUUAGCCUGCGUCAUUCUAGAGAACUGUCCUCCGGUGAUGAAAGUAACUGUCAAAAUAGACCCGUGGCCAUUUACUUUAAUGUUCGUCAUAACUAAUAUCUCAGUAUGGCUUAUCAUAAUAACGUGCUAAAAAUAGAACUCACUGCCAGAGCAGAUGCUUUGCAUCCUUUGAUUACCUAAACCCACAAUGUUAUACAAUGUACUUACACUGUACUUACUGCCUUUUCUACUGCCAUUCUGCCUUCCAAGUGCCCCAAGUGAGCAGCAGCCAGAUGAAUAGAAGCCUUAACAGGCUCAUUCGUGAUAAACUUUUUUAUUGUAAACCAUUGAAAAACAUGUCCAUUUGUUUAGCGAGGAAGUUGUUAACCUACUAGAGAAUGGGCAAUUCUCUAGAAUGACACCACAGAGGAAUAUCGGCGUUGCCACCUACUCCAUUAGACAAAUCUUAAUUUUAAAGUACAUCCCCUGGAUAUUCUUUUUCGAACGAUAUCAUUUACGACAACAACUCUCCCUCUAAACAACUAUCAUAGUUUGUAUGUCUAAAAUGUUUGCCCUCCGCAUCGCACGUCUGGCACCAUUCAUAAUCGUAACAGAUCACAAGGCUGAGCCCGAGGCUGGUUUUCGCCACGCUUGUGAUUGGUGUCAGAACUGGGUGUUAACCUGAAGCCACUGCACUUAGUCUGUUGAUGAAUGUUAUGAACAACAUGUGAAGGAGAGGUGAGUAGCUUCGCGACAGUUUUAUAGUAGCUCAUUUUCAUCCAAAGACUUUUGAUGGAAUUCUUUUGAGUUAGAUUGGAUUUUUAGUUAGAUGCGAAGAUAAAUAAUCUUUGGUGUCUUUAUUUAGGAUGUAAAUAAGUGAGCAUUAUAAGGUCAAGGGGGAUGGAAAUGAACCCUAUAUAACCCCCACAUUUAAUCUGUGGCAUUGCUGAAGCCAAAAUUGUUCAUGAAAUUUGCUUCCAAAAAUAAAAAAGUGGUCCAGAAAAGAAAAAAAGAAGUUGCGAUCGACUGUGGAUUAUGUGCAGGAAAAACAAAUUCCUCUUUCGUAAAAUGGUUACUGCUGUUAUUUAUGUGAAAUGAAAAUGCAGAUAUGUAAAGAUGUCGGAAUAUCGGAAUGAAUUUGGCUUGUUCCGAUACCAACGCUGGCGGCCAUUUACACUGCCGUCUCUGAGCUUGAGCUGGGUUUUAUGUGACUGAACAUGUUUACUCCACGUGACACGACCAUAACAAACAUGAGACAUAUAAGGAGCAGCACAUUCUGUGCCAGGUGUGAUGCAUCCUUCUCGGCUUCCUGUUUUGAAUGAUAAUUUUGAUUACAAUGAGGAAUGUGAUGGCGACGUGUGUUGUCUUCUGUCCUUCAUGAGCGCUUGUACUUGUUAUGUAUUACUGUUUUUUAUUUUAAAAUAUUUAUGCAGAAACACAUUUUUUUUAUGGAACACUUUUUUAUUAAUCGAAUGUCAUGUUUUUUGAAAGGA